Messenger RNA from Oncorhynchus gorbuscha (pink salmon), 5003 nucleotides. Its product is annotated as beta-1,4-N-acetylgalactosaminyltransferase 3-like. The record is from RefSeq and is a predicted model, not a curated record. Lineage: Eukaryota; Metazoa; Chordata; Actinopteri; Salmoniformes; Salmonidae. Gene Ontology annotation, molecular function: acetylgalactosaminyltransferase activity. The transcript is spliced from 20 exons. The coding region runs from base 405 to 3818 and encodes 1137 amino acids. Gene Ontology annotation, cellular component: Golgi cisterna membrane.
CAACGUAACCACACCCCUAAAUCUCUCUCGCUGGCCGGGUGCGCAAUCUGUUUGUCCGUGUUCUGUGUGCAUGUGCAGUGGGUUGGUAGGCAUUUUGUUUAAUUCGUUCUGCAGCCUAGUCAGACAACCCACGUGCCAGUGUCGAUUCGGUUAAAUCCAAGAUAGCACUCGAGUCAGAGCAACCGAAGCCAUCACGGUUUUUUUACUGGAUGAAAUAAAAACUGUUUCGGGACCAUCGCUAGGUGGGAGUGUUGGGGGCGCCGCAGGUGUGUCACGAACAGGGUCGCGAGACUAACGAGUGGUCAGUCUGGUCCAACUUUGCCGAACAAAGCCGUUAAAUUCACGGUGGCAGAAUCAAUGACUGACUGAGUACUCUGGAGCAAGCAGCAGGGAGAUCAAUCAACAUGUUCAAAUCGGUCUUCCCGCUGAAGAAGCUGAGACGGAGUCGGAAACAUCUGCUGUUCUUAGCCUUGCUGAUGCUGGGAGCUUUCGCUGUUUACCAAGAGUUUGUAGCUCCUAGUGUGUGGAGGAUCACCAAUAGCCGUUUCAGUCCUACCAGUGAGGGCAGUCCCAGGAGAAGACCUACCCAAGAAAGAGUGGUAAGGAUAGGAGUGGUUGGAGGUGAUGUGGGGGAGGAUUAUUCAGAAGCCUGGUGUUCCAGCUACACCCCACAGCCCUGGAGGCCAGAGUAUAAGGGACAGGUUAAUCUCCAUAUCUUUGAGGACUGGUGUGGCAGCUCUACAGCUCAGCUCCGCAAGAACCUGCACUACCCACUCUACCCACACUCUAGAACCACUGUAAAGAAGCUGGCUGUUUCUCCUAGAUGGACCAACUAUGGCCUCAGGAUCUUUGGCUAUCUCCACCCCUAUACUGACGGUGAGUUUGUGUUCGCGGUGAGCUCUGAUGAUAACUCUGAGUUCUGGCUGAGCCGGGAUGACUCUCCACUCAACCUGCAGCUACUGACCUGGAUCGGCAAGACUGGCAUGGAGUGGACGGCACCUGGUGAGUUUGGGAAGUACGCCAGUCAGACAUCCAGACCGGUUAGGCUGUCAGUUCAGAGGAUGUACUUCUUUGAGAUCGUCCAUAAACAGAACGACAGAGGAACAGACCACAUGGAGGUGGCGUGGCAGCUGAACCAGGAGGGUCUAAGCUUUACAGUCAUCAGCUCCAAGUACAUAUCCCUCUAUACCAAUGAGUCCACUCUGAGGAUGAGUGACACCACUCACAUACCCCAAACGGCCGCCAGUCACACCCGCACGCCUAGCAACCAGCCUGACAACCAGCUGAGCAGCCAGCCUGUGGCCGACAUGCGGAGAGUUGACCCACGGGACACCCUCUACCAGAUCCCUGCCCUAGACAGUAGGUACCUCCGUGGUGUGUUACCUGACUGCUCCUAUAAACCAAGCUACAUCAUCAAAGGCUUCCCUCUGCUGCGAUACCAGGGUCUGCAGUUUGUCCACAUGUCCUACAUCUACCCCAAUGACUACACACGGCUCACACAGAUGGAGACAGAAAACACCUGCUUCUACCACAACAGUCCCCUAGACCUGGACAGGUAUGGCUUUUCCAGGUACAUGCGGCUGGAUGAGCCAGAGGGGCAGGAGGGAGAGAACAGAGCCAGAGAUAUUGGCAUCUCGAUGAGGAGAAAGGCGGUCCCAGAGGAGGGGUUAGAUGGCGAGGCUCCUCCAAAUGUGGGAGGGGCUAGUGAGACAGACCACACCCCUCCUGACUAUGGAGACUACUAUGACGAUUACGCCAAGAGACGACGACGCAAACUCUUCUCCCUGCCACAGGCCGACAGGGCACCUACACAUAGAAACAUGUCUGAUACUCUCACAUACAAGAAGAGGAGGAGGAAGAAGAGGAGAGGAUCUAAUGCAGCAGCUGUAGUCCAGACCAGAGUAACAGAAAUGGAUGGGUUAGAGAUCCCUCAUGGUCCUGGGUCACAUAAACCUAUACAGACUACACCAGAAGAAAAGCUGAGACCAGCAGACAGACCAACAGAUAGAGCAGUUGAACAGCUCAGACCAGCACAAAAAAAAAAGUCCCGAACAGGGGAACAGAAACCAGGAGGGAAUCCAGCAGACAGAGAAGAUCUGGGUCCAGCAGACAGAGAAGAUCUGGGUCCAGCAGACAGAGAAGAUCUGGGUCCAGCAGACAGAGAAGAUCUGGGUCCAGCAGACCAAAGUCAACCCAGACCAAGAGAGGGACCAGCAGAACAGAACUCAACUGGGAUAAAGAUUUUACCUUCACCACAAAAACUAGACCAGAACAUGCCAACAGACAGAUACAGACCAGCAGAGAGAUACAGACCGGCAGGCGGACCAGCAGACAGAGACGGACUAGCAGACAGAUCAGCAGACAGAGACAGACCACAAGUUCGGCUACCCCAGCUGCAAGGGAGGCGCCGGCGCAUUCAACAGCCUGGUCAGAGGGGUGGGACUAAGAUUAAAUCACCUCUAGUGAAGUUGUACCACAAAGCAACUGUGACUAGGAAGAGAGUCCAGGACCUAGAUACAGAUAUCAUCCUCCGAGCACAAACACAUAUAAAGUCACGACCGCAACCUGACUAUGACAACACAGUCCACAGGGCUCUGCCCCCUGGCGAGGUCAGAGGAAGGAACCAUCUGGUUGAAGGGAUUGACAGAGGGGAGGAGGGUGAGAGAAAGGGGGAGGAGAUGGGUGUGAGUGAGCCUUUAUGGAGUCUGGGGGGAGACUCUGAAGAGGAGGAGGGGCUGGCUUAUGACUCCACGCCUCCACCGGUGUUUGACCCUGAGGUGAACUGGGCUCAGACAUUCCAGGUGACCCCUGUUAACCUCCAGGCGAUGCGUUCUGAUUGGAUAGACCUAAGCUGUAACGUGUCUGGUAACCUGCUGCUCCGCCCUAGUGAUGCUCUGCCUGUUGUCAAGGCCUUCAUGGACAAACUAAACCACAGACACAACAGGCAUUUCUCCCUGGUGCGUGUGCUGAAUGUUGAGAGGAAAGUGGAUGGUGUUCAGGGCAGCAGGUACUUCCUGGAGCUGGAGCUAAGGGACAUGACUGGCCAACACCUUCGUUUGUCACACUACAUCUAUGCUCUGAUUCGCCAUAAUCGAUCUCGCCCCAGGGGAGUCCUUCGCCGUGCCCCUGAGACGUUGCUAUGCAAGCCUCUAGGCUUCCACUGGAACCCGACUGCCACUGUACACUUCAUAGUACCAGUAAAGAACCAGGCCCGCUGGGUGCAGCAGCUGAUAGAUGACAUGGAGGGUCUGUACCAGACCACUGGAGAUCCCUACUUCAACCUCAUCAUCACUGACUACAACAGCACUGACAUGGAUAUAGAGGCAGCACUAAAGGCAUCCACGCUGCACAGGUACCAGUACGUGAAGCUGAGUGGAAACUUUGAGCGUUCCGCUGGUCUACAGGCUGGCAUCGACCUCAUCAAUGAUGAGCACAGUAUAGUGUUUCUGUGUGACCUUCACAUCCACUUCCCCCCAUCCAUCGUCGACUCAGUCAGGAAACACUGUGUGGAGGGACACAUGGCCUUCGCCCCCAUCGUCAUGAGACUGGACUGUGGAGCUACGCCCAAGGAGCCCAGAGGUUACUGGGAGGUGAAUGGGUUUGGUCUGCUGGGGAUCUAUAAGUCUGACCUGGAUGCAGCAGGAGGCAUGAACACACACGACUUCACUGACCGCUGGGGAGGAGAGGACUGGGAGCUGCUGGACAGGAUUCUGCAGUCGGGUCUGGAGGUGGAGCGUAUCUACCUGAGGAACUUCCUGCAUCACUACCAUUCUAAACGUGGCAUGUGGAACCGGCGCACUCAACGCAGUGGCACGUAACCCACAACCACACAGCCAAAUUGUACAAUGAUGCAGCCAUAACCCACUACAACACAGCUGUAACUCACGACGACACAUCCGUGGCCACAAGGAAAUCAAGGAAACUGGCGCACUUUAAUUUCCGCACUCCUCGCAUCAGCCAUUUACAGCUGUCGACUGGUUAACGAGAGGGCAGGACAGAGGAGAUUCCUGACAUACCAUUGGGUGAUAUCUCCUGUCAUUCAAACUGUUUGAGGGUGUGGUGAUUAUGAAAUACAGAACAUAGUACGAACUGUCCUGGAAGAAGACACUCCUGAGCUAGUGCAGAGGUACUUAAAUCUUAACAUGGUCCACAGUACGACUGGUUAGCCAGAGAGUCCACUCUCCCAAGUCUGAAUCAGUACACACACACACACACACACACACACACACACACACACACACACACACACACACACACACACACACACACACACACACACACACACACACACACCUUGUUAAAUAUCAGUGAUCAUACAGUAUUUGUAUGUAAUCAGGACUGUGCUUAUUUAUUGACAAUGACAGGAUGCACCAAUGUUACACUUUAUUCUAAGAGUGUAAUACUUUAUUUCAGGUUAAAACAUGGUUUUAUUAAUAUAAUUAAUUAAGAUGGGGGGAGGGGGAUGACUUCUGAUAGAAGAGACUAUUAAUUGAGGCAUGGGGGGCUUACUGUACUGGAUGGGGAUAUUUCCCUUAAAGCAAUGUGCAUCAUGAAGCCCCGAAUUCACCCGAGUGCUUGCUGUAUAGCUCUACUACCUCAGAGCUCUACUACUGACUCUUGGAUGUGACAUUGUGCCUAUUGAAUGUGUCCUUCAAAGCGCUGUCCAUUUCAUUUUCUUUGGAUUAUACUUCAGAGGAUCCCGCAUCCAAAGGCGUUUGGAGAUAUUUGAAGCAAGUUAACAAUGUUUUAUGCAACACUGCGCCUUCUCUACAGCUCCUCUAAAAUGAGAACUUUUGGAAUUGGGAAGUACAACCUGAACAUGUCAGUUAAAUGCAAAAUGUUGUUUUCUAUUUCACAAUAGGAUUAGGGGUAUCACAGGACCUUGUAUAUACAGUUGAAGUCGGAAGUUUACAUGCACUUAGGUUGGAGUCAUUAAAACUAGUUUUUCAACCACUCCACAAAUUUCUUGUUAACGAACUAUAGUUUUAGCAAGUCGGUGAGGA